AAUACCUCCGUUGUCGUCACCAUCGUCGUCGCCGUCGCCGCCGUUGCUGCAUCCCUCCCGCUGGACGCUGCCGCACCAACACAAGGACACUGUGCCUGCACCUCCCCAUCCACAUUCGAUCUCAUCGCGCUUACUAUCACCAUGGUUUUGGCGCUGUCCAGCGGAACCAGCACCGAUCUCGGCAGGCGCCCCUAUCAGCAGGACGACUUUCUCAUCUGCCACACGUUCCCAAACUAUCCCCAUAUGGCGCUCUUUGCCGUCUUUGACGGGCAUGGAAGCGAAGGAGGCAAGUCAUCGGCGUUUGUCAAGAAAGUACUCCCUGAAGUCAUGUGCGCCAUCCCGUACGAAAGCUUUCUGCGGGACCCCGCCCAGGCACUCAAGUCCAUCUUUUCCGAAUGCCAUGAGAGGCUCACCGGGAACCAGGCCAUCGACACAUACAUGUCCGGAACAACGGCAUUGGUCGCCCUCGUCGACACCAGCACGGCCAAGAUAUACAUCGCUCAUGUCGGUGACUCGAAAGCCAUCCUCGUCCAGCACGUCGACAACGUCUGGAAGGGCAUUCAGUUGACGACCGAUCACACCUGCGAAACAAAGCCGGAGCUGGAUCGAGUCACAACGUCAGGGGCCAGAGUGGAACAGCUCUACAUCAACGAACAAAAAGAAGGACCUCUUCGUAUUUUCAAAGGAACACUGCCGUACCCAGGUCUGGUCGUCACACGAUCUCUGGGCGAUGCCGUUGCCAGUCGCCUUGGCGUGGUCUCCGAGCCCGAAGUAAUCUGCACGCAGAUAUCGCAGCAUGACCACUUUCUCGUCCUUGGCACCGAUGGAGUCUUUGACGGCCUGACAAUCGCCGAGGCCGUCGCCAUCAUCAAGAAUCACCACAAAGACCCCCAGAAAGCAUCCGAAGCCAUUACCAAGGAAAGCCUGAUCGGAAUGGAUCGAAACCAGAUGGACGACAACACCACCAACAUCGUCAUCUCCUUCAACCGUCCCUGAACAGCGGCUGACCU
Messenger RNA from Polychytrium aggregatum, 1010 nucleotides. RefSeq names its product phosphatase 2C-like domain-containing protein. The record is from RefSeq and is a predicted model, not a curated record. The transcript is spliced from 5 exons. Gene Ontology annotation, biological process: protein dephosphorylation. Gene Ontology annotation, molecular function: protein serine/threonine phosphatase activity; cation binding. The coding region runs from base 142 to 996 and encodes 284 amino acids. Lineage: Eukaryota; Fungi; Chytridiomycota; Chytridiomycetes; Polychytriales.